CAGAAUAAACAACCCGGCCCCCACUUGACAACAGUGUGACGCAAUGGAGUGAAGUGACGCGGUGACGUGACGCAGUGACGUGCAGCUGGCGUCGCUGUGCCCUGAUGCAGGGGGGUUUCCAUCAUGGCGUCGAUGCAGAAAAGGCUACAAAAGGAACUAUUAGCUCUGCAAAAUGAUCCACCUCCUGGGAUGACGCUCAACGAAAAAAGCGUACAGAAUACCAUCACACAGUGGAUCGUAGAUAUGGAAGGAGCCUCCGGCACACUCUAUGAAGGAGAGAAAUUUCAGCUGCUUUUCAAAUUCAGUAGUCGAUAUCCAUUUGAUUCACCUCAGGUCAUGUUCACAGGAGAGAAUAUACCUGUCCACCCUCAUGUGUACAGCAACGGGCACAUCUGCCUGUCUAUUCUUACAGAAGACUGGUCACCAGCGCUCUCCGUGCAAUCAGUUUGUCUAAGUAUAAUCAGCAUGUUGUCCAGCUGUAAAGAAAAGAGACGGCCGCCGGAUAACUCCUUUUAUGUAAGAACUUGUAACAAAAAUCCAAAGAAAACAAAAUGGUGGUAUCAUGAUGAUACAUGCUAAUGUAAACAAAACCCUUUGUAAUAAUCCUAGAAGAAAAGUCCUACUGACCUACAAAGAAAAAAAAGAAGCACUUUUUAAUCAUUCAGUCUUUGAACUCUGACCUUUGACUGGAGAGGUGGACUCCAAGCGCUGGACUCUCUUGACUGCAUUUCCCGCCAUGGGCAGUUGGAUGCAUGUUUUAGCUGGUUGUAAUAUAUAGAGGAAAAAAAAAAAAGGAACGUUUAUAUGCACCCCGGUGGAAGGUUCUUUGCAAAAAGAUGGUAAUGCAGCCAGCAAGGUGGAGUGGUAGUGAGAUUAUUAUAAUUCCUGUUUUAAGAUUAUUCUUGUUACUUUUUGUAUGUUUGUGUAUGGGUUCAUUAUGAGGACUUUUUUUCCUUUUUUCUUUGUGCAAUAACAAACGAUGGAUGCAUGCUUGGGCCUACAACAAGAAAUCCAAAUCUAAUCAUUUUGCAGACAGGAUCUGACUAUCGUAUCUCCAAGAAAUGUUUUUCAUCAUUUUAUUUUUCUGCUUUUUGAUUAUAUGCACUGUGAAAUUAUGUCGAAGACAAGGCACACAAGUUGUAUAUUUUAUUGCGUUAACAGCGACACUUUAAGCUGCCUCAGUUCCACUCUCAGUUAAAAUGUUUAUAACAAACUCAAUCAUGAGUAUGUUCUAAGUUUUUGCCCUCUCCAACCAAAUCAAGAUUCCGAUCGCAGCCCGUUGUCCGACAAAACAAUGUUGGUAACACUAUGAUAUAAGUGCAAAUACGAAGCACACGUCCCCUGUGCCCUUCAAAGAGAUAGAGGCUGAACUCAUGCAAACGUUCAGUGGUCCAGCAUACAAGAUCUGCAGCAACACCACCUUCCAUGUACUGAAUGUCUAUGAGAGAACAUGGUCACUUGAAUAUUUUUAUUUUUUAUGCUAAUUUUGGUUUUCUAAGAUUUACUGCUUUAAUCUUCUGAAUUGUCUUUUUGACUUUAGAUAAUUUUCCUUUUACGUUCCUUUUUGGUUUUGUUUUAAUACUACUACUAUAUUGGGAUGGUGGGGGAGGGCCAUGGUGUUUUUGAGGGCUCCGUAAAGUUUUGAAUUGCUUAUUUAUGUUAUUUAAUUUAUGAUCAGUUUUGAUCUCCAGAAUGGUAGUGAGUGGUAAGAGUAGUCGGUAGGAAUCUCUAAAGGCUCUGCUUUCCAUGAUUUCCCCCUGGUCAGAGAGAUGGCUCAGGUACUUUUUUCAAUAAAGAGAUCACCUCUAAAAAGAUUCCUAUCAGAUAUUUUGAAGUUAAAUAUAUUUUCACCCAAAGAGACUGUUACAUUGUAAAAUUCUAACAUGUCUGAAACUAUUUUGUGUGUGUGUAUAUAAGUCUCUAGGUUGUCUUAUGUGACAUUAAGUUAUAUUUGACUAGCAGAAUAGCGCAGUUUUAAUUCCUUUUGAAAUAUAAGUCACAUCUCUUAAUUAGGUGUACAGCCAUUGCAGCCAUUGCUGUUUUAAUAAAAAAAAAAUGACAUAGUUUUUCUGAGGUGAUGCAUGCUAAUUUAACCUACUUAUUUAAUUUGAUUCUUUCUGGCACAAGAUAUUGCAAGAACCAUGACUAUGGAGAGUACCUGGUAGAUCCUGUAGUGGCUGAACACUGCAGUGGAUGUGUACGGCUCUUUCAUUCAAACUGAAGUCACUCCAUUCCUUUAUAGUCCUUCAUCGGGGAAUACUUGAACUGUUUCAUCUUGGGUUGUUUUGUUUUAACUGCUAUUAUCUUUCCUGGGUCUAGUUCAAUUGAAUCUCCAAUGCAUCUUGAGUGAAUGUGAUAAUAGAAAAACGGUAGAGAGGGGAUGACCAUGAUGCUAUCCUAAAAACUAUAUUGAUAACCUAGAUUUCUAUUUAACCAAUGACUUGUUUUGUAUUAGCUUCAUUAGUAGUGCUCUCAAUGCGGUUUAGGGUGUGCUGUGAGAAAUGGCGACGGGGAUGAAAUGAUUGUAAAUACAGUCACAGUGGCAUUAGAGGGGCAGGGAUGCAACACGUUUCUGUUUAAUGAGCAGUAUAGAUCCAUGGAGAUUACAUUUUUGUUAGAAAGUUGACAAGGGUCCAUCUGUCUCUUGUCAUUUCCACCACCAAAUAAUCCAGUACCCCUCUUCUACCCCCCCCCCCCCACACACACACACACACACACACAUACACCCAUUUCACUGUAGUUUGGAUUCUUAGCUUGCUGCUUGUAGUGAGUGAUCAACACUAAUGGGGAUGUGUUAUUUACGUUUGUUUUUUUGGGAUGUGCAAGUUCCAUGUUAUAGGUGCCUGUUCAUUUUCAUAAUCAAUAAAAAGCAAGGAUUCAC
Molecule: messenger RNA, 2881 nt
Organism: Gadus chalcogrammus (walleye pollock)
Lineage: Eukaryota; Metazoa; Chordata; Actinopteri; Gadiformes; Gadidae
Gene: ube2wb
Product: ubiquitin conjugating enzyme E2 Wb
Exons: 6
Coding region: 124-579 (151 amino acids)
Source: RefSeq, a predicted model, not a curated record